CUCGCUAAAGACCUUCUGCACCCCUCCCCCGAGGAGGAAAAGAGGAAGCACAAGAAGAAGCGCCUGGUGCAGAGCCCCAACUCCUACUUCAUGGACGUCAAGUGCCCGGGAUGCUACAAGAUCACCACCGUGUUCAGCCACGCCCAGACCCGUGGUGUUGUGUGUCGGCUGCUCCACCGUCCUCUGCCAGCCCACCGGGGGGAAGGCCCGACUGACAGAGGGUGA
Molecule: messenger RNA, 225 nt
Organism: Staurois parvus
Lineage: Eukaryota; Metazoa; Chordata; Amphibia; Anura; Ranidae
Source: the annotation of a GenBank genome assembly